Saccostrea cuccullata (small rock oyster) is the source of this 1307-nucleotide messenger RNA. RefSeq lists its product as uncharacterized. The transcript is spliced from 7 exons. NCBI's taxonomy places the organism in Eukaryota, Metazoa, Mollusca, Bivalvia, Ostreida, Ostreidae. Bases 222 to 947 code for a protein of 241 amino acids. The record is from RefSeq and is a predicted model, not a curated record.
CCCUUUCCUCUCUUUUUUUGGGAAUGGAAAAUCAUAGAGAGAUGGGGGAUCCCCCCUCCUUGCACCCCCCCCCCCCCCCCCCCCCCCCCCCCCCUCCCCCCACAUUUGAAAUGGAAAUCAUGAGAAAAAGUGGGAUAGCUUGAACUAAUUGGAGAGUAAGGGGAAAAAAGGGGUCACUGAGUUUUUUUUUCUGUCUGUGUCUCGUCUGGUGCGUGCCUUAGAUGUUGCCGCUCCCUCCCUCUUUGUCAAAAAAAAGGGUCACCCGAGUACUUGAUACAAAGAUGGCGAUGUAUAGAGAUUGGAUGUUGUGUGUGCUGCUGCUCUCUGGGGUGUUGGCUCUUCCCACCCCAGAGUGCACCCCAUAUAGAAUCUGCUGUGACGAGGAGAGGGAAUCCCCCUUCAUCCAGUGUUCGGGUGCCUGCGAAUGCAUCGAUUUUUCGGUGGGUGGAGGACAGACUGUCCUCCACCCCCAAUUCGAAAUAGGGACCCGGGAGGUUGUGUUUGAUUCUCGGUACCUGACCAUGGUUAUCCAUGGUCAGGUACACCCACGGCAAGUGGAUAUUUCUGGACAAGCUGAUCAAGAGAUUAAUAGUAAAACACCCAUCCAGCCUCAAGCCACUACAGGUGAAGACUCCGGGACAACUCGUGUGGUCUUGACCUCCCAUAGGAUGGCUUCGAUCACCUAUGGUGAGGGCAAGACCACCACGACUUAUGAAGUGAUGACAGGGGAAUUUACUUUACCAACUGCAGCGGUUGUUGUUAUUACCGAAAAACCCAGAGACUCUGAUAGAUUUGUAUAUUUUAGUUUAUUAUCCUUGCUUAUUAUACCCCUGAUAGUGCUUGGCUUCCUGCUUUUUAGACAUUAUAAACGCACGCAUUAUCGUUCUACACGCUCUGCUUGUAUAGAAUCCAGUAAUGUAUAUAAGUCAACUACUACUACAGUUUAACUUUUCAUAUAGCUAUAGUCCCUCUUUAUAUUCUCAUUGCAUUUCUUUUUCACUUUUCUUGUAGGUGUUGUGACCUUCCUGUUUGUGUUGUUUCUAUAUCUAUGUCUUCGUUAUCGUCGUUUUUGUUGUCGUCAUCGUCGUAAUCGCUCUUCUCCUUCCGAGUUAGAACCGCAACAGUUGCCUAUGUUUUUGCAGGAGGAGGAGAGCGAUUCGAUGUUGUCGGCUGAAAUUGUGUUUGAAAGAGAGAAGUCUGAGUAAAUCCCCCCCCCCCUGUUUUAUUUCUGUAAUUGUAACCGUUUUUUAUACACACAUAUAUCUUGUCUUCGUCAUGUACGUUACAGAUUUUUUUUUAUUUUUGUA